Molecule: messenger RNA, 270 nt
Organism: Diabrotica balteata
Lineage: Eukaryota; Metazoa; Arthropoda; Insecta; Coleoptera; Chrysomelidae
Source: the annotation of a GenBank genome assembly
AUGUCAUCAAAUUCAAAUACAAAUCUUAAUGAAAAUAGUAAGAUACAAGGAACCCUUUACACAUAUGUUCAAGAUCAACCAAUAAUAAAGUUUUUGGUCCCUAGUAUCAGUGAUCAUAAAGCUUUGAGAGAUAAUGAUUCUCCACCGCCUACACCGCCUGUCAGAGAUUCCUCCAGCCUUAAGUCUAUUAAAUACGGACCAGGACAUGAAAAAUUUCCGUCGUGGCCUGUACCUGCGGCUGCGGAAACUCCACAGGAAGUCCGUUUCUGA